CUUAAAACAGCAUGUAUUCAACGAUUCCGUCCAGUGUAAGCCGUUGUCUUAUCACAUCUUAGUUGAAGCAAGCGGGACAGGUAUAUUGCGAAUUAUCCGCGUCCAGUGCUGCAAAAUGCUGGCCAAAAAGUUAAACGCGGGGUCGGAGCGACGGCGAGAAUGUGUAGCGUUGAGGACGGGCCACGGGAUUUUAAUAAGAAACAAAUUAACAGCAGCCCGCCUGCAAAACCUGCAAAAGCGCGUAUUUAAUGAUUUUUAAUGUGUCCUACUUAGUCGCGAUUAGCCAGUGGUUGUGGUCCCGGUUUCGAGUGUAUUGUUUUUGUGCCGGCAAUCAAGUAAAUUAAACCGAAAUUUUUUUUUCCCCAAACCAAACUGCAGAAAAGUGACAAAUAAUCCGUGGCCUGCAUCUGCCAGCGCGGGAGGGGGGCGUCCAGAUAAAGAAAGAGCGCAAAGAACGAGGGAAAAUCGCUGUUGAUAAACUUACGGGAAUCGACACCACACCGAGGGCCCGUCGCGAUUGCAUUUGUUUAUGUUUUUCAAAGAUUGUUUUCGUGUGUUGCAACUAAAAUAAAAGCAGAGUAAAAGUGGAAACGGCUAGCAACGCUGCUGCUGCUGCUGCUGGUAGUAGUUGUUGUUGGUGGUGUACGUGCAGAAACAGAAAGAGACACAUCCCUCCUCGUCCCACCUCGUCUCUCCCUCCGUUGCUCUUCGCAGGAGGUGGGAGAGUGAAUGGUCGUUGACGUUGUUUUUGUGUGAAACAUAGAGGAGAAGAAGAACACGCGGCGCGUUGCGGCUGCUGGCAGCGGCGGCGGGCUCACGCUGCUUUCAUCAUCCAAAAGGGCGGGAAGCAGUCAAAAGAAGGUUUCUUCUCUUCGCUCUUGUUCUGUGCGUUUGCGCUUGCCGCUUGCCGUUGCUCGGAAAUGUCGAGGGGGGGCGAACAUAAGCGUGUCUCCCUUACUUCAAUCAUCCAGAGCGAAUCGGUAUUCUCGAGAUUCGGCGGAAACAUCUUGGAGCCGGAGGUGCCGGCCGUCCAAAAUAAGCCAGCAAAGACAACAAAAAGCAUUCGCAUCAAUCUCAAACUCUUCGAGACGGACACCGCGAACUAUCCAGAGUUUAAUUAUUCAAAGCUUUUAUACUUGGAGAAGAAAAAGGCCAAGAAGCUAAAGCUAAAGACUGGCAACGGUUUCAGCAGCAGCGAUCCGUUUGCCGACAACGAUGAUGACGUUCAGCGCAUUGCCAAAGAGCUGGAGGCCAAAUAUGGCAACGCCUAUGCCAAAGGACGUGGACGCAGCAGAAAGGAGGAUCAUCGUGACAUUGGCGUGGGCUACGAUGACACCGAUUCCUUCAUUGAUAAUUCCGAAGCGUACGACGAAGUCAUACCUGAGGAGGUGGAGACCCUGGAGGGUGGCUUUUACAUCAACUGCGGCGCCUUAGAGUUCAAGCCGUUGACCAAGAAAUCCUACACCACGCGAACGGAUGCGAUCAUCAAAAUGCCAGAGAGAUCGCGCAAGCGCAUCGUCUCCUCGAGCUCCAAUAGUUCAUCCUCGUCUUCGUCCUCCUCGUCGUCGUCGGGCGAGGAUAAUGACGCUGACGACAACAAUGGAUCGGAUGAUGAUGAUGGCUCAUCGGAUAGCGAAUCGAAUAGCGAGGACGAUGACGACGAUGAUGAUGAUGACAAUGAUGAGGAGGACUCCGACAGCGAGAGCCUGGACGAUGGCGACUCUGCCAACACUGCAAAGUCCAACACCAAUGAAAUGUACAAAGGCAAUCAUCAGGCAAAGAGAGCCAAGAUCAGCUCUGGCGUAGGGGAUGAAUCAACCAAGUCAAAAUCCAAGUCAAAGUCAAAGUCCAGUGGUUCCGGCUCCAGCACCACCAGCACUAGCAAACCCACCAAAACGCUGACAGUGACCUCCUCCUCUUCCAACUCGCCGCGACCCAGUGCCGUGGAUAACUCCGAUUCGGAGGUGCGUCAGGCCCAGGCGCAAGCCCUGAAGAAGGUGGUCAAGACAACGACCGUCAAGGAUAUGCUCAAGGCCAAAAGGGAUAGCUUCCUGAAGUCACAGAGCGGCACAGCAUCGGUUGCAGGUACUGUCGUCAAUGGAGAACUGAAGUGCCAUUCCACGGAUGAUCUGGAGAGCAGCUGUGACACCGACUCCGUACCGGAUCAGGCCAUGACUGACAAAGCAGCCAAAAACCAAGGCCAAGGGCAGGCUGGUGAAAAUCUGCGAACGGCUGACACGCUGCUGCCGACAUCCCUGGAUGCGCAUAUACUGAAGACCGUCAACUGUUUCAAGGAGGUGGUGAAGAGUCGCGACAUGUGCGGAAAAAAGUUCACGCUGGAUAGCAAUCUGAGCGCUCUGCUGCUAAAGGUCUACGAGGCAUUGCUCUGCACGGAUCGUAACGAACGGAAUAUGGUCUUCUCGCACAUUGAAUAUCAGCUGCAGCUGCCCAAAUACUAUAUGCUGCGCAAGGGCAAGGCCAUGCGCUCCAAGGAGGAGAGGAACAAGACAACCAUUGCCUUGGACAAGCUGCGGCGUGCAGUGUCCGAGUCCAUGCCCAAGGCCGUAGCCAGCUACGAAAUGGAGUUGCAUCAUUUUGCAGAGCAAGCUGCGGCGGAUGUGAACUCGGAGGUGCCGCUCAAGAUGCCGCGCAAGAGGUUCCAGUGGACCAGCGAGCUGCGUAACCUUUUGUACAGCGUCUAUCAGGCACGCUGGACCUCCUAUGCUGUGCUCGGCAAGCGCAAGGACUCUCUGGAGGAGUUCAUUAAUGGUUUUCUCAAGUCAAAGGUCCUUGAACUGUGGCCCAUGGGCUGGAUGCGUUACGAUGAUCUACAAAAUGAAAUCACCCGCCAAAAGAACUCCAUCAGAAGGUCUACAGAGAAGACAAAGACUCCAGCGAAACCAAUUGCCGCCGUUGCAGCUGCAACUCCUGCUCCUGCUCCUCCGGCGUCUGCUGCCACACCAGAGCCACUGCCGCAGCCCAAUAAUUAUCUAAGACAAGUGGAAGAGUUGCCGCAGGGAGCAGGACCAAGUCGAUCGCGUGGCAACUCGGACACGGACUCAGCUACAAGUGCCUCAUCCAAUAGCCUGAAGCGCAAGCUCAAAGAGCAGCCAACCGGCAAAGCCACCAAGCCACCGAAAACAAAAAUGGCAAAGCAUCAGCAGCAGCUGCAGAACCAACAGCAGCCGCAGCAGCCUCCACCUCAAAUCCAGGUAACGCCUGCUGCAGCAGUUGUGAAUGUGACUGCUGGCAGUCUGGAGAAUCUUUUAUGCAUGCCCAGUACAUCAGCACAGGCGGCCGUCUUGGCGGGAAUGCUUGGCGAUUUUGCUGCCUCGGCUAGGACACAUUCGGACCAACACCAGAGCAUGUACAAUCUCAUAACUGCAGCAACGCUGGCAGCUGCUGCCGCCAAUCCUAGCGUCACGACAAUCAACAGUCAUCAGACAAACAGCAGCAGCAGCAACAGCAGUCCAGCACAUUCCAAGGUGAUCAGUGGAGCACGACCAUCGCCGCAUGUCAUCAAUUUGGAUGACUACAAGUGUCCCAGUGAUAUACUGCAGACAUCGAAACAGCUUGCUGCACAUUCCUCUGAAAUAACCAUCACGCCGCAGCCUACUCCAGUCAUUACCAGCACCAACAGCAGCGGCAGCAGCCGCUUGUCCUAUGCCACACAGUUGCAGAAUUCCUCAGCAAACUUGGAGAGCAGCAGCGAAUCCGAUGGCGUUGAGAUUGUGGGUGUCUAUCCUGCCGGAGCGCUGGCGAUGGCAACUAUAACAGCCACAGCAAAGCCGCAAAAAGCAAAAACAAAGACUCAAAGCAAGGCAAAGACUGCCACUGGCACGGGUACCGGCGCGGGAAAGGCCAAUGGAGCAUCAGUGUUGGGCUUCCAAGCGGACAACAUGUACAUCUAUAAUAACAAGAACAAGAAUAACAACAAUAACAACAACAACAAUCAUCAUCAUCACCACCAUCAACACACUGCCAAAGUGGGUGUGGGUGUGAGUGCGAUGACUCUGGGUCAGCAGCAGCAUGUCUACGAUCUCAGCAGCAACGCCCAAGUAAUGAAGACAUUGUCCGAACUGAAAUCCUUCGAGAAGCAAUUAUCACUGCAAAACACUUGGCAAAAACAAUUCAACGUCUCACCGAGCGGCGUCAUGAAGGGUGGAAAUGUCAGCGGCAGUGGCGGUGCAGGAACGUCAACGCAUCAAUGACCCUUGCUAAAUGCCGCACAGCCAUCGAAGGCACCAGUGUCGGCAUUCUACAAUCACGAGGCGAUGGCAGCAGCACUCGUCCUCUCCUCAAUGAGCUCCCUGGCCAGCUAUGAUCACCAGUUGGGUCUGCUC
Drosophila guanche is the source of this 4343-nucleotide messenger RNA. RefSeq names its product yemanuclein (gene yem). The transcript is spliced from 6 exons. The record is from RefSeq and is a predicted model, not a curated record. Gene Ontology annotation, cellular component: nucleus. Lineage: Eukaryota; Metazoa; Arthropoda; Insecta; Diptera; Drosophilidae. Bases 921 to 4211 code for a protein of 1096 amino acids.